AAGAAGAAAGCCGGAGCUUGUGACGUCUAUGAAAACAUUGGCAAAAUGGCAGCGACCAUGAGCAACGUGGAUGAAAUUCGGGAUAGAGUGAUAUUAGGUGAAUUUGAUGUAAAAAAUGUUCAUACAACCGAUUACCCUGGCAAUUAUCCAGGCUACGAUGACACAUGGAGCUUGCAGAAAUUCCAAAAGAAUUUCAGAAUCGACGUGGUGCAAAUGGAUGAGACUUCUCUGGAGUUCGACAUGGUGGGCAUAGAUGCAGCUAUCGCCAAUGCCUUUCGACGGAUAUUACUCGCAGAGGUCCCCACUAUGGCUGUCGAGAAGGUGUUUAUUUACAACAACACAUCCAUAAUUCAGGAUGAGAUCCUUGCCCACAGGCUGGGCUUGAUCCCUAUCAAGGCUGACCCACGAUUGUUUGAGUACAGAAACGCAGGGGACGAGGAAGGCACAGAAAUCGACACAAUUCAACUUCAACUGAAGAUCAAAUGCACCAGGAACCCCAGAGCCACCAAAGACUCUGCUGACCCCCGGGAACUUUACCUGAACCACAUGGUGUACUCCAAGGACAUGAAGUGGGUCCCUAUUGGGAACCAAGCUGAUGUGUUUGCAGAUAUCAACAUCGGUCCAGUACAUGGGGACAUCCUUCUGGCACAGCUCCGGCCUGGACAGGAGCUGGAUAUAGUCAUGCACUGUGUGAAAGGCAUUGGUCAAGACCACGCCAAGUUUUCACCUGUGGCUACAGCCAGUUACAGACUCCUUCCUGAGAUCACACUAAUGGAAACAGUGGAGGGGGAGAAAGCGGAGAGACUAAAACGCUGCUUCUCCCCUGGAGUUAUUGAGGUGGAGAACAAUGGGGGAAAGGUUGUUGCCAAGUUGGUGAACAGUCGCUUAGAUACCUGCAGUAGGGAGGUUCUCCGACAUGACGACCUCAAGAACACUGUGAAGCUUGCAAGAGUGCGGGACCAUUUCAUCUUUUCUGUAGAAUCCACUGGCAUCCUGGCACCUGAUGUCCUGGUCACAGAGGCCAUCAAAGUUCUCAUGACCAAGUGUCGAAGAUUCCUCACUGAGCUCGACUCCACGGAGAUGGAAUAAGAGCAAUUAAGUUGGACCAAAUGUAAAUACUCAAUACAGGGGUUAGACAUGUCUUGAGCCUGUGUGCAACAUGCUUUGGACCAGGAAUGGGCAACUCCAGUCCUUUGGGCCUGAUUGGUGUCACUUUUGUCCCAGCCCCAGCUAACACCUGACUCCAAU
Messenger RNA from Coregonus clupeaformis (lake whitefish), 1248 nucleotides. RefSeq names its product DNA-directed RNA polymerases I and III subunit RPAC1-like. The record is from RefSeq and is a predicted model, not a curated record. Gene Ontology annotation, cellular component: RNA polymerase III complex; RNA polymerase I complex. Gene Ontology annotation, molecular function: DNA binding; protein dimerization activity. Lineage: Eukaryota; Metazoa; Chordata; Actinopteri; Salmoniformes; Salmonidae. The transcript has 9 exons. Gene Ontology annotation, biological process: DNA-templated transcription. The coding region runs from base 46 to 1089 and encodes 347 amino acids.